Messenger RNA from Gasterosteus aculeatus aculeatus (three-spined stickleback), 600 nucleotides. The record is from RefSeq and is a predicted model, not a curated record. NCBI's taxonomy places the organism in Eukaryota, Metazoa, Chordata, Actinopteri, Perciformes, Gasterosteidae.
UCUGUGUCAGUGAGUCCCUCUGCUGAGAUGCUGGAGGGCGAUUCAUUGACUCUUACCUGUAGCACUGAUGCUAACCCAGCAGCUAACUACACCUGGUACAAGGAGGCUGGAACGUCAGACCCUCGUAUUCUCAGUGAAAAACCUCAGCUGAUCUUCAGCUCCAUCCAGUCCUCUGAUUCUGGAAGGUAUUUCUGUACAGCUGAGAACCAGCUGGGGAGGAAGAGGUCUGAAUUCAUCUCUAUCAAUGUGAAAUAUGGUCCACAGCGUCCCUCUGUUUCAGUGAGUCCCUCUGCUCAGAUGGUGGAGGGUGAUUCAGUGAAUCUGACCUGUAGCACUGAUGCUAACCCAGCAGCUAACUACACCUGGUACAAGGAGGCUGGAACGUCAGACCCUCAUCUUCUCAGUGAAGAACCUCAGCUGUUCUUCAGCUUUAUCCGGUCUUCUGACUCUGGAUUGUAUUCCUGUACAGUUGAGAACCAGCUGGGGAGGAAGACCUCUGAAUUUAUCUCUAUCGAUGUGAAAUAUGGUCCAUGGCGUCCCUCUGUGUCAGUGAGUGCGGCCGUCGAGGAAGGACUAGAGAAGGGAGUGAGCGAAGCCUGA